AUGCCUUUGCACGAUACGCCCGUGGCUAGCAACACCCUCUUUGGGCCUCUAUUCUGGGAAGACAGGGGGCCCGAUCCAGGCCCGACAAACCUUACCGUUUCGCCCCUGCAAGGCCCAGACCACGGCAGCCACCCUGAACCUUACUGCCUCGGGGGGCAAAAGAAAACCCCGACACAGGGUGACCGUCAGCCUGCUGCCCAAAAUGGCCGACGACGAAUAAAUCUGUACAAAAUGUCUGUCCCCAAUUACCUCGUGUGGCCCCCAGGCCACACCCAGACCGAAGGUUUUGGCCCCCCUCAACGACCCCCGACUGAAACAGGGCCCCAGCUGAACCCCCAAAAAGUGGUGCCUCCACGAGCAAACCCAAACCGAAAGGGCGGGCCGAAACGGACAGGCCCGGGGUCCGACCCGAUGGCGAUCUGGACCCCCAAAGGGGUUUCCCCAAUUUUAAGUCCCCCUUAA
Molecule: messenger RNA, 462 nt
Organism: Penaeus monodon (black tiger shrimp)
Lineage: Eukaryota; Metazoa; Arthropoda; Malacostraca; Decapoda; Penaeidae
Product: proline-rich protein HaeIII subfamily 1-like
Exons: 2
Coding region: 1-462 (153 amino acids)
Source: RefSeq, a predicted model, not a curated record